UUGAUGUUCUUCCUCCCACCAACAAUUGGUGUCGCGCUGCUGUACUAUGCAAUACUUGCACAACGGCCUCAACGGUGAACACGGCUGCUCGUCUGUUUCUCCGUCGCUUAUUAUUCUCUUCCCCGCUGUGUGCUUCCUAGGUGUCUCUGGCAUAAGGAGGAGGAAAUAGACCAGCAUCGAAACUCAUUUCGGAGAAGAAUUGCCCUGAUCUGCCUCGCCUCUGGAGAUCUACCAGCAUGUCUAUAAAAUUGGAAAUUGAGACCUGGGUGCUGGCUCUCGCGUACUACGACAGCCAGCAGUACGAAGACGCUGUGCAGACCUUCAAUGGCAUCGCCGACACCUCCAAAAUCCUCUUCAAUUGCGGGGUGAUCUGUGCUACCAUAGGCGAGCAUAGACAAGCCGUCAAGUAUUACCAGAAAGCAAUCCAACUGGACCAGUAUCUCGCCAUCGCCUACUUCCAGGAGGGAGUCUCCAAUUUCCUCCUGGGGGAUUUCGAAGAAGCCAUGGCCAACUUCAAUGACACUCUGCUCUACCUCCGGGGCAACCGGUUCAUCGACUACGAACAACUGGGGCUGAACUUCCGUCUGUAUUCGUGCGAGGUUCUCUUCAAUCGCGGUCUCUGUUACAUCUAUCUCCAUCAGGCGGAACCGGGCAUGCGAGAUCUGGUGUAUGCUUCGCAGGAGAAACUGACAGCCGACCACGGUGUUAUCGACGAGGCAAUUCGGGAGAAUGCAGAGGGCUACACUGUCUUCUCCAUUCCCGUCGGGGUCGUGUAUAGGCCCAACGAGGCCAAGGUCAGAAAUCUCAAAGCCAUAAGCUACCUUGGGAAGUCCAGGCUGGUUACCGCUUCCGCUUCUCAACCAAGUGGUGCGCCCGCCGCUGUCAACGGCGGGCUGUCUGAGAAUAUCUCCUACGCGGCCACUCAUCUAGUACAGAAGAAUAUGCACAGUCGUCAGCAUUCGGAGCCUCCAUUGAAUAGGACCGCGCUUCCACCCACUCCCCCGCCAGACGCGGAGAAGCACACCGUGGCUGGCGACAACAGCUCCUCCACUCAUGCCUCUACGACAUCAACAGGGCGAACAAACACCCGCGCAGCACGACCUCCGCCAUUGAAUCUCAACCUGAGCUUGAAGCGACGACCCAGUAUCGACAAACCGCGAAUCGGCACCAAGCGCACGGAGUCCGAACCGCGCGGCCUGUCCUCGAGACUGGAUCAUCACCGUAACUUCGGCCGCGAGUUAACUAGACAACAAUCCCUCUUCUACCAAGAACCAAGCACCCAUCGACGCAGAUCGAGUGACUCGAACGCCAUUUCUGCGUCAGGAGAAACCCUCAACGGCACGACCUAUACCACCCAUAAUCAGACCAGCGGCCACGGCCACCACAGUCGCAGAAGCGUGCCCUUCCGCCAAACCUAUAACUCCAUCGACGAGGCAGACGAGGAAGAAGGAACAAAACAACAAGGAGGAGGCCAUUCCAGCGAUACCGGUAACAGUGGCUCAGCCUCACCAUCAACAUCUGCAUCAGCAUCAGCAUCUGCCAGCUUUGAAACGUUAGCAGGUGGUGCUGCCUCCCAACAACAACGACUCGCUGCUAUCCGGGUAUCACCUACGGAACGAACCCACCAUAUAUGCAAUUCGUCCAUAGUAUCGAUGUCCGUGGGCAAGUUCCGCAUCAAGGCCCACGGAGCCGGUGAUACCCGGUACAUCAUGAUCGAUCCGGGGAUCGCGUUCGGUGACUUUGAGACCAAGAUCCGCAAUAAGUUUGGGUUCCAGUCCAAGGUGAAGAUCAAAAUGGAGGAUGAGGGCGAUAUGAUCACUAUGGGUGAUCAGGAGGAUUUGGAUCUGUUGAUGGAAUCUGCCAGGGAUGUUGCGAACAGGGAGGGCUGUGAGAUGAUGAAGAUGGAGAUAUGGGUUGAAGAACGUCCUUGAUCUUGAUACCCCAUUCAAUCCUUGUGAUUUUGGCAAUGGCGUUAUGGUUGAUACUAAUGAGCGUUUUGGAUUGGACAUAUCCACUCCUGUCCUGUAAAUACCCUGAAUAUUUUUAUUGUAACUGAAUGAAGUCAUUGAACUAUUGACAAAUAUUAUAAUAGUACUGUACUCACUUUUUCUACUGUCUUCAUCAAUCAUAGGUAUCCAGCUCAUCAUCUCUCGUGUCGUUUCGAUAUACAAAGACGAACCAACAGAUCAAAUCUUCCUCCUUAACAACCCCUUGAAGAAAUCAAAACUAUUACUAUCACUCUGCAAUUGCCAGAUCUUUCCCGUCGGCCGAUCAUUCCAUCCCAACUCCUCGGCAAGCAGUAAUCCAUAAUCGCGCGUAAUACCCUUGAUCCGGGCCUUAACUCCCCCCUCCGCCUCCAGUGUCACGACCUGAUUCAUGUGAAGCCAGUCACUGUAAUACAUAUCUUCGAAGACGGCAUCAAAGCCUGUCCGGAGGAAGCGCGUGUGGAGGUCUUCAAAAACCGUGAGGAUGCGCGCGAGAAGCUUUUCAAGGGUUACCGGAGCGGAAUUUGGAGAGAGGAAGUGCGAGCGGAGGGCUGUGAGGGAUGUCGUUGGGGAGGCGUUGGUGGCGUUUAUGCCAAUUCCAACUAUGGAAACGUAUUCGUUUACUGAGUAAUGGGAAUUGAUGAGGAUGCCGCAGAUUUUAGUAUAGGUCUUCUUGCUAGGAUCGCUUGGGUCGAGGGCGUCUGUCAAUUGUCAGUUAUGUCAUAGUCUUUGAAAGAUAGAUGGAUAGAUUGCAUUCGGAUGUAUUGAAC
Monascus purpureus is the source of this 2755-nucleotide messenger RNA. The record is from the annotation of a GenBank genome assembly. NCBI's taxonomy places the organism in Eukaryota, Fungi, Ascomycota, Eurotiomycetes, Eurotiales, Aspergillaceae.